Sipha flava (yellow sugarcane aphid) is the source of this 3521-nucleotide messenger RNA. RefSeq names its product aminopeptidase N-like. Gene Ontology annotation, cellular component: cytoplasm. The transcript is spliced from 15 exons. Bases 48 to 3470 code for a protein of 1140 amino acids. Lineage: Eukaryota; Metazoa; Arthropoda; Insecta; Hemiptera; Aphididae. The record is from RefSeq and is a predicted model, not a curated record. Gene Ontology annotation, molecular function: peptide binding; zinc ion binding; metalloaminopeptidase activity. Gene Ontology annotation, biological process: peptide catabolic process; proteolysis.
AAUAAUAACACGUAUUGACGACGACAACGACACGCAUAUGCGCGUACAUGGCAUCUCGCAGACACGAUCCCAACAACGCCGAAACGCUGAGAAUGUCCACGCUGCAAGCCCGGCACCGGGGCCAUAACAUACCGGACGGAGUGACCACGUUCAACGAGAUCGAAUACGACCGCGAGGGCGGCGUGUUCCUCAACAGGACCAAGCUUAUCCUGCUCAUUAUCAUCGUGUUCCUGUUGACCGCGUUCUCCGCGUUUAUCGGAAGGUACACGGCCGAACGGCAGUUCAGACAGUACAUAUUUCGUGAUUCGUUGGUAAAGAAGGCUGAUCCGGGCGUAGCUGAGGGCCAGAUACCGUUCUUGGCCGUCGAACCAGAGAGCUACAAGGUGCUGCUGGAGCCGAAGCUGUACGCCGCCGACGGCACGGUUCCCAAACAUGACGUGGAAUACGAGGGCCGCGUGGAGGUGAUAUUUCGCCCCAAAGCCGACACGUCCGUCAUCAGUUUGCACGUGGGCCGUUUGAAAAUCGGAGAGGACACGAUGCUCAAGCGCAGGCUGAGCAUGGACACGCCGACCGAACUGGUGCUCAAAGACGAAUCGAAGUACGAACUGAACACCGAGGUGGACACCGAACAGGAAACGCUAACAGUAACCGUGGGUGAAACCCUCAGAUCCGGGCAUUAUUACAGUUUAUUCGUAAACUUCACGGGCACCGUUGGUAGGCCGCAGGAUGGAGGACUGUUCAAGGUCGUAUUCGACAACAAAGAAGCAGUAAAAGACCAAUGGUACGUGGCCACGAAGUUGGCACCUCGUAAGGCACGGAACUUAUUGCCGUGCGUAGACAAUCCGAAGCACAAAGCCAUUUUCGAGAUGAGCGUCGUCAGGAACAAGGAAACCAGCGUGAUUUUCAACACCAAAGUGAGGUUGACGGAAGAAUACAAUAUGGGCAGUGAUCUGUUAAUUGAUCACUUCGAGAAAACCGGACUCAUUAGACCGGACUCCUUGACGCUUUUCAUGACCAACUUCAAAUCGUACCCCAUACAAACGAAGAAUUCGGUCGAGUUGUCCGUCUGGAGUUCCGAUCACACGGAUUCGAUUGACAUAAUUACCGACGUCGUGCCGAAAACGUUGGAUUUCAUGACGUCAUAUUUGGCGACCAACUUUCCGACCAAAAAACUGGACAUCGUCGUUGUACCCAGUAUGGUCAUGCCUUCAACUGAAAGUCCAGGCUUAAUCGUGAUUAAAGAUUCAGUUCUGGGUACUGCGGAGAAGUUGUCGAUGGUCGACUAUCAGAAAUCCGUCGAAUUCAUAGUUCUUCCGGUCAUUAGGCAGUGGCUCUUGCCGCAGCGAGGACUUGACCGAGGAAGUAACGAGGACAAAUGGAUAAACGAGGCACUCGUAAACUUUUUAAAAAUCAUCAAUAUCGAUCACAUCAAACCCGCGUGGAAUCUUGGAGCUAGAUUCUCCAUGGACACGGUGCAACCGAUCAUGUUCUAUGACAGCUGGACGAACUCCGAACCGUUGGCUAACUACGAACAACACACGGAGAUAUACGACUAUAUCGUUCCAGCCAAAGGCACUUCGAUACUGCGGAUGUUGAACGAUGCGUUCACGGAAGAAAUCUUCAAACAAACCGUGCGAGAAUUCGUACACACCGAGAUUUACAAGUACAAGGACACGAUAAGUUUUUGGACGCUGUUGGACGAUAAUGCGAGAAACAAAUCGGUCAAAUUGCCUGAAAAUUCGGCGGUACUGCAGAUUGUGAACACUUGGGUUCAAAACAAAAAUUACCCGUUGGUGAAGUUACAAGUGGACGGAGACGAUUUAAUAGUGAAACAAUUUCGAUUCGAUUACGAUGAUCCCAAGCCUACCGACGACUGGGUGCUGCCGAUCACGCUCACAUCCGGCGUGGCGUACAGGACGACGGUGUGGCUGGAGAAGAGUCCGGAGACCAGAGUGCCAGGAUACGUUUCGGCGUCGAAAGGCUCGUGGAUACUGGCAAACCAGCACCAAACAGGUUAUUACAGAGUGGCUUACGAGGACGUUCUCCUAGACAGGAUUACUUACGAGAUUAGCAACGGUAACUCUUUUGACGAGUUCACUGUUGCACAGUUGAUCGGGGACAUUUUCGAAGGAGCGUUUGCCGGCGUUAACGGAUUCAGCGACGCUUUGGGAUUUUUAGAAAAAGUCAUUCAAACAGCCGGCCCGUACUCCGGAUACUGGGAGGCCAUAUUUAGUGCUUUCAAUAAAAUAGAAGCUGUGCUGCACAACACAAGACAUUACGAUAAUCUUUCGAUUUUUAUGGAAAUGGUGGUCGAAAAAGCAUACGAUAUAUUUCAAACGAGUACAAUCGAUUCGCCGGAUAAAAUAUUGGGAAAAAUCAGCACGUUAAGCUUUGCAGGUCGCAUGGAAUUAAAAACGUGCGUUCAAUGGGCUAAACAGCAGUUUGACGAGUGGAUGAAGAAAACAGAUGAAACGAAUCCUAUCGCGCCCAACGAUCGUAAAUCCGUUUACUGCACGGCCAUGCAGUACGCCACCAAGGACGAACGCAGAUUUAUGUUGAGCAAAUACGACAGUUCCAAAUGGACGCCGGACCGGAAAUCAAUAGCGAAAAGUUUUGCGUGUUCGAAUAACGAACGUUUCUUGCAAAAGCUGCUGUCGGUGGCGGAGAUCAAAUUCGACGACCUGACCGACAUUUGGCAAUCGAUGUUGGACAACCCGACGGCCGGCCCGUACGCGUUCAAUUACCUGCGUAACAACUGGGAGACGUUGUACGAAGAGUAUUCAAAGAGCGACGUCCCGUUGCUGUGCAAGGCGAUGCACGCUGCGAUCCGAGGCCUGAACAGCUUAGCCGAUCUAGAGAUGCUGGCGAGCUUCGUUGACAAACACUUCGGUGACGGUGUGGAGAACCGGAACACCGCGUUGCUGGACGUGGUGCACUUCGAGGAGGAGGUGCUGAGGCAGAAGAUCACGUGGCGGGAAAAGUACGGGGGUGCGAUAUCCGGCUGGUUGGAACCCAAGUCGAACAAGAACAAACGGCUGCUGUACAGACCGAACCGAGGACUUGAUGCGGCCGCUGCUGGUGGGGACCCGGGUGGUUCGGGAGGCGGUGCGGCUGCGGCGGAGACCGAUGGAUCCAGUGGGGACGCGAAACCCGUAAGCGACAAAGGACCCGUUAAGGCCGAGGGCGAAGUGUCCGUUGUAGGGACGGUCGGGGCCGCCGCGGCAGUUGGUAAAGGAGAACCGACGGCGGACGACCAGAAGACGAUCGAAAUCGGGAAACCGAGACCGGACGAACGUUCGGAGUCCUCCACGGCCGCCAGUGUAGCACAGAACGAGCCACCUCCGAACGAGCCACCUCCGAACGAGUCGCCCGACGUCGGUGAAAAUAAACCUGCGGACGAGAGUGCAAACUUGAACGAGACGAUAACGAUUGAACGUGCUAAAGAAGAUGAUGUAUUAAAUAAAAAAUAAAGAUGGAUUUAAAAAUAAACCGGUUCGCUUCAAUAAAAUAUUUAUUAAUAA